Molecule: messenger RNA, 1826 nt
Organism: Lobosporangium transversale
Lineage: Eukaryota; Fungi; Mortierellomycota; Mortierellomycetes; Mortierellales; Mortierellaceae
Product: Sec1-like protein
Exons: 10
Coding region: 57-1772 (571 amino acids)
Biological process (GO): intracellular protein transport; vesicle-mediated transport
Cellular component (GO): Golgi membrane
Source: RefSeq, a predicted model, not a curated record
AGAUCGCGUUUUGCAUCAUUUCUUCAUUCCAUGCAUGACCUCUGUUUCUGAUAAACAUGAACACCAUAACGGCUCUACAAUUCUACAUCGAUAAGAUGCUGGAUGAUACGUCCGGCAUGAAGGUUUUACUCCUGGAUCAGGAAACGACACCCAUCAUUUCAAUGGUUGCAACGCAGUCCCGCCUACUUCAAAAGGAAACAUACCUUGUAGACCGUAUCGAAAACAACGCUCGAGACAAGAUGCGUCAUUUGAAAUGUAUCUGCUUUCUCAGACCAACCGCUGACUCCAUUGAGAAGUUGAUCAAGGAGCUUAGAGAUCCAUGCUACGGAGAUUAUUAUCUUUAUUUCAGCAAUCGCCUUAAAAAGACGGCCAUAGAGCAGCUCGCCGAGAUGGAUGAACAUGAAGUGGUGCGCGAAGUUCAGGAAUACUAUGCGGAUUAUUAUGCCAUCAAUCCGGACUGUUUUUCAAUCAACCUUGACGUACAAAAUAUGCCAUUAUAUGGAGACUCUUUCACAACAUGGGACAACGCUAGUUUCACAAGGACAGUAGAUGGGAUUCUCAGCGUCCUUCUCUCGCUAAAGAAGAAGCCUCUAAUUCGAUACCAAAAGCAAAGUGCCAUGGCUAAGAGACUGGCUACAGAAAUACAGUUUCAAAUUCAGCAAGAAGGGCAACUGUUCGACUUCAGGAAAACUGAUACAUCACCUAUUUUACUCGUUCUGGACCGUAGAAAUGACCCUGUAACCCCGCUUCUCUCGCAAUGGACGUACCAAGCAAUGGUUCAUGAGCUGAUUGGCAUCCGUAAUGGGAGGGUAGAUUUGUCAGGAGUACCUGGUAUUAAACCUGAGUUGAAGGAAAUCGUCCUUUCAUGUGAUCAGGAUUCUUAUUUCCAGAAAAACAUGUUUCUUAACCUUGGAGACCUAGGAGCCAAUAUCAAGAGUUAUGUGGAUGAAUAUCAGGCUAAAACAAAAUCCAACAUGAACAUCGAAUCGAUUGCAGACAUGAAGCGGUUUGUAGAGGAUUAUCCCGAGUUUCGAAAGCUUUCAGGCAACGUCUCCAAGCAUGUCACGCUGGUAGGAGAACUGAGCCGUCUUGUCAAUCAAGGAAAUGUGUUAGAGGUAUCAGAACUCGAACAGAGUUUAGCCUGUACCGAUUCUCAUAAUAAUGAUCUCAAGAACUUGCAACGGUUAAUCAGUAGCCCUACAGUCAGCGAAGCCAGUAAAAUACGUCUCGUCCAACUCUACUCUUUACGUUACGAGAAGUAUCAAGGAAAUGCUGUUGCUUCUUUGAUUGAUUUACUUUACAAGAAUGGAUUAAGCGAGCGUGAGAUUGCUACGCUAGAUAUAUUAAUGCAGUAUGGAGGAGCCUCUCAUCGUCAAGAUGAUUUAUUUUCGAAUGAAAGCAUUUUGUCGCGUGGGAGAAGUGCCCUCAAAGGACUAAAGGGUGUUGAAAACGUUUACACACAGCAUCAGCCACAACUUGCUCAGAUCCUCGAGCAAUUGCUGAAGAUGCGUUUAAAAGAAGCAGCAUAUCCUUUUGUGGAAAGCACUAGUUCUCGCGAUCGACCACAGGAUAUCAUUGUCUUUAUGGUGGGAGGAGCAACGUAUGAGGAAGCGAGGUUUGUUGCAAUGCUUAACGCCGCUACACCUGGGACGCGUAUCAUUUUAGGGGGAACUACUAUCCAUAACAGCCAGAGUUUCCUUCAAGAGUUAGUCGAAACGCAGAGAAGAAUGCCUAGUCGUGGGUCUGACUCUGUCCGUGGACGACGUACUUAACCCCCUAUCGUCUAGAUUUUUGAACUAUUAAACGCACCACAAAUAUUACUUGAG